UUCUUUCUCUGCAGCAAAGACGCAGUUCCAGGAUCAGAUCUCAAAGCUGCAGCGUACAGUCCUCACCAUGAAUUGUGAGCUGGAGGAUGUGAAACACAACCGCACAGGAACCAAUAAAGGGAUCUGCUGCCCGAAAGGCUGGCUCCCUUUCGCCCGGAACUGCUAUUGGUUUUCCAAUUCGGAGAUGAAAUGGGAAGACGCGAAACUGGAUUGUGAAAAUAAGGAGGCCCACCUGGUGAUCAUCACCACUUACUUGGAAAAGAUGUUUGUGGUGGCACACACCAAGCCUCGCAACUUCUGGAUCGGGCUGUCCUUGGUCAAUCAGCUGGAAGUGGGUGGACGGGACACCCUACACCGUGCGCAGGAUAGACUGGCGACCCCAGGAGCCCAACAACUACUCCUACAUGGUUCCCAUGGAGAGUGCGGACUGCGCCCACAUCUAUCGGGACGGCCUCUGGAGCGAUGAGCAUUGCCUGUACCGGUAUAAUUGGGUCUGCGAGAUGGAGGCCACAGGCUAAGCGGCACAAAGGCUGCAAAAGACAACGGUGGCGCUCUGCACAUGGGCAGAGGCCGGCUGUGAUCUUCAUGGGGGUUGGGAGAGAUGGAGGCAAAGGGCUGUUAUCA
Anolis sagrei ordinatus is the source of this 624-nucleotide messenger RNA. The record is from RefSeq and is a predicted model, not a curated record. Lineage: Eukaryota; Metazoa; Chordata; Lepidosauria; Squamata; Anolidae.